AUGUCUCCAGAGAAAAAUAAGCAGAAGAAAGAGAAGGAGACAGCAAUGCCAUCGAUGGAGAGAGCAAUUAUACAAUCGAUGGAAGUAGCAUUGCAACCGAUCAUUGAUACUACUAUAAUAUCGAAUGUGACGAGUUUUUCUUAUACCGUGGUCCGCACCUUGAAACGGCAAGAGUUUAAUUUCACAUGGAACAUAAUUGAAAAGGGAUUUAAUAAAUCAGCGCCCGGGAAAGAAUAUGAAAUUUCAUACAUCACAAUCAAACAGGCGGCGUCUUUUCUAAAUAAACUCAUUAGGAAAACACCUUGCUUUCAGAGCGAACGCAUACUUAACGGAAGUGGUUUCAAUAUUUAUCUGAAGAAAGAACUUUAUCAAAUUACCGAUAGCAUCAAAGCACGCGGCGUGGUUUACUCUUUGCUACACCUAUCGGAUGAGCAGAAAUGUAAAGGUGUUAUAACAAUCUCAUCUGGCAGCUUUGCAUUUACUCUCUGUCAUUAUGCAUUUCGAUAUGAAAUACCGGUGACGGUGGUGAUGCCGACAACAACAACAGCAAAAAGAGUCCAGAUGUGCCAAGAUGUUCUAUUAGCACGAGUGCUUAUCAGAGGUGGUAACUUACUAGAAGCUCAUCAUGCCGCUUUAGAUAUCGCCAUAAGGGAAGGCUUAUUUUAUCUUGACGGGAACGAUCAUCCAAACAUGAUUAUUGGUCAAGCCACCUUGGGCAUAGAAAUCAUGAACCAACAAAGUAAGAUUGAUGCGGUGCUUUUACCGACGACAAUUGAAGGUUGCGGAUUAACAACAGCUAUUGCAAUAGCUAUUAAAGGGUGCAAUUCAAAAAUAACAGUUAUUGAAGUUCGAGGUACAAGUUUUGAUUUAUUCCAAGACGUGAAGAAACAAACGGAUUUACUUAAUGAAUUGAAUAUUAUUCGUCCGAAAGAGUAUAUAGUGUGUCCUUUAAGAAACAUGCCGCAUUCCGUGAUCGAUAGGUUUAUUUCGGUAGAUCCAAAGUCGAUUCAUUUUGCAUCCAUACAUCUACACAAAAAUGAAUGUUACUACGACUGUUAUGGAGCAAUUGCUUUAGCUGCAAUUUUAUCUGGUCAGCUUGAUGAUCUACACGGAAAAAGGUAA
Molecule: messenger RNA, 1122 nt
Organism: Mycetomoellerius zeteki
Lineage: Eukaryota; Metazoa; Arthropoda; Insecta; Hymenoptera; Formicidae
Product: L-threonine dehydratase catabolic TdcB
Exons: 5
Coding region: 1-1122 (373 amino acids)
Biological process (GO): L-serine catabolic process; L-threonine catabolic process
Molecular function (GO): threonine deaminase activity; L-serine ammonia-lyase activity
Source: RefSeq, a predicted model, not a curated record